This is a messenger RNA of Aspergillus ruber CBS 135680, 400 nucleotides long. RefSeq lists its product as uncharacterized. Lineage: Eukaryota; Fungi; Ascomycota; Eurotiomycetes; Eurotiales; Aspergillaceae. Bases 139 to 294 code for a protein of 51 amino acids. The transcript has a single exon. The record is from RefSeq and is a predicted model, not a curated record.
GUCUAGCAUCGUUGGUCUAGUGGUAGAAUUCGUCGUUGCCAUCGACGAGGCCCGUGUUCGAUUCACGGACGAUGCAACUUUUUUUUAAACUUUUUAAACAAACUUUUUAAAGUUACGGUCGAAAUAGCAUGACCUGCUAUGUAUUACGGGCUCAACAUUCAAUCAGCUUAUGAGACUCAAAAGUUGGUGCGUCGACCGUGGCGAACGGAUGUUCUCGCCUUCAGCACAUUGUCUAUCGUCUCAAUCACAUUCUACACUGUGGAAGCUUGUCUCAUGCGAACUUGGCAACACUGAAGACCGUGGCCUCUCGUUGCCAGUGCUUCGGUCAGCCUCAAAUGACAAAUUGUGACAUUACAUCGUCAUGCAAGGUUCUUAUCACUCCGCAUUGAUCUGGGGGGGG